GGAUUAGAGUUUACAGAACGAGUCUGCGCACAAUCCCAGCAGUGCCGCCCACAGUCAGGAAAAGGGCGUGGGUGGGUUGAAGACCUGGUCAGGCUAGGCAGCACGUCUCUGUCUUGGCUGCGAGCUUCGAGACAGUCAGAGAUCUGGACGAGACCUGCUCCCAUCACGACAAGCUGCCUUCACGCUGUGUGUCUCAGUUAUCCAGUUCCAUGGCGUCGGCGCUGGAGGACGCGCUCGUGUGUGCCGUGUGCCUGGACCUCUUCCAGGAGCCCGUCUCCCUGCCCUGCGGGCACAGCUUCUGCCAGGCCUGCAUCCGGCGCCACUGGAAUUCCUCGGGAGACUGCCGCUGCCCACAGUGCCGCCGGGCCAUCCCGGACCCCCUGGCGCUGCGCCGCAACCUGAGCCUGGCCGAGGUGGCGGAGCAGCUGCGGGCCAGGGCCAGGCCGAGUGUCCCGCUCUGUGACGCCUGCCCCGCCACGCCUGCCAGGCCCCCAGCUGCCCUUUCCUGCACCCUCUGCCUGCUGGCACUCUGCGAGGACCACGCCCGCCGCCACCACGACAACCCCGCCUUCCGAGGCCACCGCCUGUUGCCGACCCCCAAC
Messenger RNA from Lepisosteus oculatus (spotted gar), 602 nucleotides. The record is from RefSeq and is a predicted model, not a curated record. NCBI's taxonomy places the organism in Eukaryota, Metazoa, Chordata, Actinopteri, Semionotiformes, Lepisosteidae.